CCAGCAUAUAACCAACACAAUGACUUACGACCCGCACGACUGCGACCGGCCUCCGGUGCCAAACAAGCCCACCCAAGAGCUGGUGCUCUGCUUCGAUGGCACAGGAAAUACCUUCCGUGUUGACGGGGGAGAGAGCAACAUUCUCAAGAUUUUUCGAAUGUUGGACCGGAGCAAAGAGAAUCGAUACUGUUACUACCAACCCGGCAUCGGCACAGACAUCACUCCCGGCACCUUCGCCAACCUGGCCAUCCGCCCGUUCAGCACCCUCCCAGCCAGCAAAGUGAUCGACCAAGCCCUGGCGACUUCCUUCGACCAACACGUCAUUGGCGGCUAUCGCUUCCUGGCGCGCCGCUGGCGGCCGGGCUCGCACAUCUACCUCUUCGGCUUCAGUCGCGGGGCAUACACCGCGCGGUUCCUGAACGAGAUGCUGGACUUCGUGGGGCUGAUCUCGGCGGACAACGAAGAACUGAUCCCAUUCGUGUGGCAAGCGUUCCUGUCGUGGAAGUACGCGCACGGCGACGCGGAAGCCGCGCAGGCCGACAACUUCCUGCGGCUAUGUCGCGACACGAUGUGCCGGUCGGUCGGGCUCGUGCACUUUCUGGGGUUAUUCGACACGGUCAACAGCGUAGCGGAGUUCAACAAGGACGUGCUCAAGGACAUGGAGACGAUGCCCCGGCCGCGGUACAUGCGCCACGCGGUCAGCAUCGACGAGAAGCGCAUCAAGUUCCAGCCGGUGCUGUUUGAGCGGUUGCGCGGCGCGCACGCCAAGAAAGGACGAGUGAGUACCUGGGCGGAGCGCGCCGAGCAGCACUUCUGGGGCGUGCCGCUGUCCCCCGUGCUGGAUACGGACUUCGAGGAGGUGUACUUUGCGGGUGACCACAGUGAUGUCGGCGGCGGGCAUCCGCCGCUCGUGGAGGUGGGCGGGGCCGAGAUGGGCGCCAGGGGAUGGCCGGUCAGCCAGAUUCCGCUGAUGUGGAUGGUGCAGGAGGCGACGCACGUCGGGUUGACCUUUGAUCCUGUGCAGUUGCACGAGCUGGGCUGCUACAUGGUGCCUGUUCAGACCUCGGUGCCCAUUCCGGCUCCUGGUUCCGGUUUGAUGGCCGGAUCGUCUUCCUCGUCGACGUCGGCCGUGGAAGGACGGCUGCUGGAGGUGGACGGAGAAGAGGUGCAGUUCGAUCCGGCUAUCGUCGCCAUGGCGGAACGCGCGCCCCUGCAUGACUCCUUGGAGUAUGACUCCGGCAAGGGCAUCGAGACGAUGUUCUGGCGGCUCUUGGAGUGUUUGCCGAUGAAACGACCCAAGGUGAACCGCGAUGGCUCGGUGAAACAAACACGGUGGCAUGUCGGGGGUCUGCGCAGACCGUUGCCCGACGGGGCGCGCAUCCAUGCCAGUGUCAUUCAUCGACUGCAGCAGGACCCCGAGUACCGGCCGUAUAACCUGGGACUGGGCCAUAAGCGUCUGGCUACCGACAAGGUGGAGAGGCGGGAUAUCGGACAGUGGCGGAGGGUGCAGCAUGGGGGCCUAUGCGAUUAUUAUAUCCGUGUGCCAGGCACGGCGAGCAGUGCCGGGGCGGGGGGAUCGCGGUGCGCGUCAAGGAAGAGCACGGCAUAGUGGGA
Molecule: messenger RNA, 1614 nt
Organism: Aspergillus homomorphus CBS 101889
Lineage: Eukaryota; Fungi; Ascomycota; Eurotiomycetes; Eurotiales; Aspergillaceae
Product: T6SS phospholipase effector Tle1-like catalytic domain-containing protein
Exons: 3
Coding region: 20-1609 (529 amino acids)
Source: RefSeq, a predicted model, not a curated record